UUUAUAUAUGCCUCUACCGUGUCUCUGGAACUCUUCCUGACAUACCUUUUUCUGGUACUUUCCGGGGGGAGUACUCAAUUCGGAGGAUCCUGGGAAACACUGCAGAGCCGUGCAACAUCCGCAUCGCCAUCGUCCGUCAAGGACCCCUCAGAGCAACUGCUGGCUAGCGAGAUCGCCGAGAUUUCACAUCCUACCACUGAUGAUUGCUAGCCUUGAACAAGGACCUGCCGGCCAGGGCCUAGUAGUGUCUUUAGCAGGGCCCUCUUAGAACCAAGGAGUAGUGUCAACAGUACCAAGGAAGCUGCGUGCCGCUGUGGUUUUUGAGUCGACUAAAAAAUCACCUGCCGGCGAGGGCCCAGCAGUGUCUCCAGAAGGGCCGCCUUAGAACAGAGCCGGAAGCUGCGUGUCGCUGUGAUGAGAGCCCUUGAGGUGACUGAAGCCGUGUGACGGUGCAGUGACUGCCUAAGUAGCGUCGCCUCCGCCUCCUCAAGUGCGAGCAGUCACUCUCUCUUUCAAGUCCAAACUAAGCCCCCCCGGGAAAUCAGCGAAUUGCGUGCGUUCCUCUCAACAGUUACAACCUCUUCACGUUUUCGACUGGUGAAUCCAGCUGAAUUUGGCAGUAUUUCGUCCGCGAUAUGCGUGGACUCAUUAUCAGUGCCCCGCUACUUGCAGCAGAUACAAGCGUUCGCCAGCCGCUCUCUUGGUCUCCUUCCAAAACUCCCCCACAAUAACUAUUUUAUCGGAAAACCGGACUCGUUAAGCGGCGGAUUAUAACGGGUCCGGCAUGGGCAGUAUCGUGAACAUCCCCGGCAUCACGAGCAGCGGCAGCACGGCGGCGUUGUUCCACCUCAUCCUCCCGCAACGCUACGUCAUCGUGCUGCUCACGCUAGUGUGCUCCGCCGUGUGCUAUAUCGAACGCGUGGGCUUCUCUAUCGCGUACACCGCCAUCGCGAUCCGGGAAGGCGUGGAUCAGGCGACGAAAGGAUGGGUCAUGUCGGCCUUUUACUACGGAUAUGCCUCCUCGCAGGUUCCCGGCAGUUGGGCGUCCCAAAAGUAUGGCGGUAGACGCGUCCUCACGUACUCGUUUGUAGCCUGGUCCGUUUUAUGCGUCCUCACGCCCACCGAGUCACCCCCUGACAGUACAGGCAGCGGCCCCAAUACAGUCACGCUCGUUGUAAUCCGCCUGCUAGUAGGCAUCGCACAGGGAUUCAUUUUCCCCGCGAUACACACUGUUCUAGCUCAAUGGACGCCUCCCCAUGAGAAAUCGCGCGCGGUUAGUUUAUCAAUGUCCGGAAUGUACCUAGGAGCCGGCAUAGCUAUGCAGAUCUUACCCGGAUUAGUAGCCUCUAGAGGCCCCGAGUCGGUGUUCCAGUUAGUAGCCGCUAUGGGCGUCGCGUGGACUAUUCUAUGGGUUAAGUACGCAUCAGACCCCCCGGGGGGGCCUACGGCGUUUGCUCAUGUGCCGGUAGGGGGGGGCAUGGGGGGGCACAAGGGGAGCGAGGGGGAGCUGCUUCCGCUGGUGAAUGGGGAGGACGACAGGGGGAGGGGAGGGGGGACAGGGUUGGAGACAGAAGUAGUGCACAGAAUAGGAGGAGGAACAGGGGGGGGAGGCAGUGUGGGAAAUGGCGGAGGGGCAGGAGGCGGAGGCGGAGGGGGAGGGGGAGUGAGGGGAGGGGAAGCUGGGAAGGCUGGGGGAGUGGGCGGAGCAAGCAUGGGGGGAAUUAAAUCCCCAUCAAGUGCAGUUUCAGCGUCGGGUUCAGGGGGAAUGGGGGGAAGAGAGGAGGAGCUUCAGCGGCUAAAGAGACUGGGAGAGGAGUUCACCUCAACGCCUAAACACCUCAAGACGUCCUACAAGCCAUCCAUGGCUAAAGACCCUCCUAUUCCCUGGGUACCGAUCCUCAUGAGCGCGCCGGUGUGGGCCAUAGUAGCCAAUAACUUCACCUUCCACUACGCGCUAUAUGUUCUUAUGAACUGGCUCCCUACUUACUUCCACCAAGCCCUAAACACCAGCCUGCACAACGUAGGGUCCGGUAAAGCCAUGCCAUACUAUAUCAUGACUCUGUUUUCCAAUAUCGGGGGUGUACUCGCCGAUCACUUAAUCGCAAAACGGUACCUGACUGUAGGGGGUACAAGAAAGGUCCUCAACACUAUAGGCUUCUUUGCCUCAGCAGUCGCCCUAGCCCUAACCCCCGUCCUUAAAUCCGUCAACGGCGCAGUGCUCUGCUCGUCUCUAACCCUAGGCGCGUGUGCGAUUGCCCGAGCAGGGUUUGCAGUCAACCACAUGGAUAUAGCGCCUCGGUUCGCAGGGGUGGUGAUGGGUGUAUCGAACACUGCUGGCACCAUGGCAGGGGUGGUUGGGGUGGCAGCUUCUGGGCUGAUUCUCGAGGCGAGGAGGAGGGGAGGGGGGAUUGACCCUGGGUGGUGGUGGGUGUUCUUCACACCGGCUUCCCUCUGUGUGGUCAGUGCGUUGAUCUUCGAUGCCUUCGCCACGGGGGAGAGGGUGUUUGAGUAACUUGCUGGUAACAAGGGAGAAGGCCAGCUGCAGUGUGAAGGAGGGUUUGAUCGCCAGUGCCUUUGCCACGGGGGAGGGGGCGUUUGAGUGAUGCUGUGGGCUCUUGGCCAUCCUACUGAUGCUCGAGUCGACUCGGGUGGCGUGCGGCUACUCUCUGUGUGCUCAGCUGCUGUCUCCUCUGCUGCUGCCUGCUUGGCUGCUGUGGCGUUACCAUCUUAAAGGGUCAACUCAGAGUCGGCUCGCUUCUGAAGUCUGGCCACAACACCUCUCUGCAAUGCUUGCCGUGCUGCGAGUCCCACCUGCUGAGUUUCUCAGACUCACCUCACCACCAAGACACCCCCGAGCUUCAAAGGGUGGUGGAUAAUGCAGUGAAAAGGGGGGGGGGAGUGGGGUGGGCGAACCUGGUGGGACAGGUAGAGGACUCUUCUGCUGGUGAAGGGCGGGUUCAAGAGCAGCACUCAGCAACUGCAGCCAGAGAACCAGCAGCAGCAGUGGCAGAAGCAAAAGGUAGCAGCCUGCGGCAAAUUUUGUCAGAAGUAGCAGCGGCAGUGGCUGGCAGCAGGGCUGACAGCCACCGAACCGACGUGAUGAGGCCUAACUAUCCCUCUUAGUGUUUCUAACAUAGCCUGUAACGUGUGGCCUGUAAAGUGGCCUGUAACAAGACCUAUCAUAGAGAUUCAUCAUUACUUCUGCUGGUGCUGAAUGUUGCGAGCCCAGUAUACCCUAUAACAUGGCAGUGCACAUGUGUACACCUCUUAGUACCCAAUAUGCGAACUAUAAAC
This is a messenger RNA of Closterium sp. NIES-67, 3294 nucleotides long. The record is from the annotation of a GenBank genome assembly. NCBI's taxonomy places the organism in Eukaryota, Viridiplantae, Streptophyta, Zygnematophyceae, Desmidiales, Closteriaceae.